Molecule: messenger RNA, 1228 nt
Organism: Anopheles coustani
Lineage: Eukaryota; Metazoa; Arthropoda; Insecta; Diptera; Culicidae
Exons: 2
Coding region: 64-1053 (329 amino acids)
Cellular component (GO): cytosol
Source: RefSeq, a predicted model, not a curated record
GUGAAGAUUACUCAUUUGCGAUUAGUACAUUCAAGUUAGGACAUUCCGUAUAACCUAGGCAAGAUGAGAUCGCUUCUAGUGAUCUUAUUUUUAUCUACAAUCAUUUGUCAUGGCGUGUUGGCAGAACCCGCUUGUCCGGACAUUCAUGUCUUCUUAAGGGAUUAUAUUAAAAUACUGACACAACUUCCGGAGCUGUCGUAUCCCGUGUUUAGUCUUUGCACCAACAAAACGGUAGAGCGGCACUUUAUGGAUGCUAAAUCGAUGUACCAAAAUGUAUCGAAAGAACCGCAAUGCCAAAAGUAUCUCGAUCACAACCGUAUGAACGUUUUCGGGACAGUCUACAGCCAAAUGACUGACCUUUGGAGCAAGGCGAACUGCGAUGCAUGCAUCAAUGCACCGAACGUGACGGCCGAGUUUAUGGACUUGUCGAACAAUCUUACAACCUGUCUCAACGUCAACCUUGCCGACCCAUGUGCCAGCUGCGACGAUGAUUACCAGCGCGUCCAGCAAUACUACGGCCGGAUGCGCGAACCGGAUCGACUCUGCUUCGACAUCGAGGAUCGUAUGAACCAAUCGCGCCGGGCCUGGUCGGUGCAGUAUAAAUGCUGCAAGGACAAGAAGCAUUCGACGGUGGCGUUCUUCUCGAUCGCCUCGGUUGCCUGCGCCAUGCCGGUGGCGUUCUACUUGGCGAUGCAUUUGGUGCGUUUGCGAGCCGACUCUAGACGGUUAACGCUCACCGUCGACGAUGGACCUCGUCCGGUGACAGCGCCGCAUCGAUCCGAACCAGUUUUGCCGUCGAGCAAUCAGCACCGUGCAGCGGCCGACGUCGAUGAUGAAACCGAGAAUUCCUCGCUCGAGGACAACGAUACGGCAGCGUCCGGGUCGGGUGCGAUGAACAACCUGAACCGAACCGAGGGUGAUUUGGUUAGCUUUCUGGAUUCCGAACGCGACCAAUCGUUCAACAAUUUGCCCGUGCCGGAGAAGGUGGUCGUCAAGCGAGAUCUGCUCUGCGAUGAUGUCGAUGAUAACGACGACGAGGCGAUCUUGAGUUAAAUUGUUCUAGAAAUUAUUUCUACUCCAAAUUGGUACCAUGUGAUAGAAUUUGACACUGGUAGGAUAUAAGAAUCGCCUUUAUUUUUCUUACUUUUUAGAUUUCAUACAAUAUGAAUUAAAGAAAUAAAAGAACUGAUCCAAAAAUUGCUUGCGCAAAACCUUUGCUUGUACAUAA